GGUAGUACACUGCCUGCCGUAGUACAGUACAGUACAGUCCAGUACAGUACACUUAGCCACACACAGCCACCGUAGCUUAUCCGUUUAUCUUAUCGCACGCGUGGUUUUGUCUUUUCGGCCAAGACAUUGCCAAUUAUGCCAGAGCUCUAUCCCCACUGAAUGUAGUUAGAGGUAAACCAGCUUCCCCAUCACCUUUCUCACUCAGAAAACAAAAUGUCCCAAAAGGAAACCCCUAGACCAACAGCCCUCAUAACCGGCUGCAGCGCUCAGGGCAUCGGCUCCGCCCUCGCCCUGGCCUUCCACGCCCGCGGCUUCCACGUCUUCGCCACGGCGCGCUCCCUCGCCAAAAUGUCCCACCUGGCCGACCUUCCGCACCUGACCCUGCUGGAGCUGGACGUCACCUCCGCGGCGCAGAUCGCCGCGGCGGUGGAGACGGUGCAGAGCCAGACUGGCGGCCGACUGAACUACCUCGUCAACAACUCGGGGGUGCCGCUGGUACGGCCGGCGGUGGAGACGGAGCUGAGCGUCGCGCAGGGGCUGUUUGAGGUGAAUUUCUGGGGGGCGGUGCGCAUGACGCAGGCGUUUGUGGGGAUGGUGAUUGCCGCCAAGGGGACGGUGGUGAAUGUGGGGAGUUUGGGGGGGAAUAUGCCGGUGGUGUGGAAUGCAUUCUACGCCUCCUCCAAAGCCGCCCUCAAAUCCUACAGCGAGACGCUCCGGUUGGAGCUUGCGCCGUUCGGGGUGCGAGUCGUGACGGUGAUGUCGGGGGUCGUCGCGACGCAGAUCUUCACCAAGCAUGCGGAGCUGAGUUUCGAGGGGUCGAUGUAUGAGCCGGCAACUGAAGGGAUCCGGAAAAUGGCGGCGGGAGAUCCCGUCCGCAAUCCGAUGGCCCCGUCGGAGUAUGCCGAGAAGGUGGUCGGGGAUUUGCUCGCGGGGAAGAAUGGGUUGAUCUGGCGCGGGAGGAUGGCGUCGAUUGGCUGGUUUUUGACGACUUGGAUGCCGCAGUGGGUUUUGGAUCGGAUGAGUACGGUGGGGAUGGGGUUGGAGAAUCUGGGGAAGUAG
Aspergillus saccharolyticus JOP 1030-1 is the source of this 1059-nucleotide messenger RNA. Its product is annotated as SDR family oxidoreductase. The transcript is spliced from 3 exons. Gene Ontology annotation, biological process: phosphatidic acid biosynthetic process; triglyceride catabolic process. Gene Ontology annotation, molecular function: acylglycerone-phosphate reductase (NADP+) activity; triacylglycerol lipase activity. Gene Ontology annotation, cellular component: lipid droplet; endoplasmic reticulum. NCBI's taxonomy places the organism in Eukaryota, Fungi, Ascomycota, Eurotiomycetes, Eurotiales, Aspergillaceae. The record is from RefSeq and is a predicted model, not a curated record. The coding region runs from base 214 to 1059 and encodes 281 amino acids.